CACAAACACGGUAAGAAUAGAUUCGAUAUAGGCAGUUACCGCCCCAUAUCUCUUCUAAAUGGCUUAGCCAAAAUUACUGAUCGUGUGCUGCUCACGAGGCUACACACUUACGAACAAAACACACCGAUUAUACCAUCAGAACAGUACGGUUUCAAAGCCGGCCAUAGUACUGUUGCUCAAGUAAUUCGAAUAGCUCAACAUGCGAAAAAUGCAUUUAAUCAAAACAAACACACUGUACUAGUAGCACUCGACGCUGCUAAGGCCUUUGAUACCGUCUGGACUGACGGAUUAAUCCACAAAAUGUUUAUGAAUGACUACCCUGUUUUCAUUGUCAAAACAAUUCAAACAUACCUACAAGACCGUAAAUUCUACAUUAAAAUCCAUAAUACGCGUAAAGGACCAUACAAUGCGGAAGCGGGAGUACCUCAGGGUUCGGUACUUGCGCCGCAUCUGUACACUAUCAUGACCCAUGAUUUCCCCAUGGGACAUAAUGGUGUCCAGACGGCCCUGUACGCCGAUGACACUUGUGUCUACAAAUCAUCGGACACAGCAGAGAUUGCGACCAGGAGACUGGACAUCCAUGUUAACAGAACCAUAAUACCCUAUUUCAAGGCCAAUAAAAUUAACAUAAACGCUGCCAAAACAGAAAGUCUGAUUCUUGCUAAAAAAAGGGUAGACAGCAAAAUAAUAAACAAACUCAAGGUACAAAAUCAAAUAAUUGAAACAAAAACCACCAUGAAAUAUCUUGGCUUUACCCUCGAUAAAGGACUAACAUUUAAGGCACAUAUACAUGAUAGAGUCGCCAAGGCCACAGGUGCAUUUAAGUCGUUGUAUCCGAUGUUACAUCGCAGAAGCGGCGUAACAUCGGACAACAAACUUCUAUUAUAUAGGCAGGUGCUUCGGCCUAUUUUAACUUACGGAUGUCCAGUCUACUGUUCGAUGUCUAACAUUCACUUUAAAAAACUUCAAAUCUUUCAAAACAAGUGUCUUCGGCUAGCGCUGGGGUGCGAUCGUUACGUAAGAACAACAGACAUCCAUGUGCAAGCAUCCAUAGAAACCAUCAAAGAGCAUAUUAUUAAACUUUCAGAGAAUUUUUACGACAAAUGCCUCCCCCCUGAGGUAAAAAAUAACAUCCUAGCAAUACACCAACAUGAUGGUAUACACAGACCCCAUGGAUGCCUGCACAAGGCACUUUCAAUCUACAGACAGGAUCAAAAUUAAAUUCAACAAUUGACAUACAUCCUCCUUAGCAGCGUAAACCCCACUGAAUACUCAAAUCACAACGCCGACUAGUUAGCAACUUUAGUCGGACGGAGGACUGCACGGUGACGUCACUGAAAAAUGCGAAAAUUCGUGGCUUGUCGCGAUUUUAGUAUUGGACUCACCAAGGCUGCUGUUACCCGAACCCACGUUAGUCUCGUUACGAAGUAACAUAACCCCACUUUUCGCUCUCACAAGUAUAGUUUCUCUUAUUUUUGUCCGAACAAAAUCGCAUCGCCAGGUAAAGUUAAAACAGUGUACGGAGUGUAACCCCGUGCAUGGGGGAGCCCUCGGGGGCAUCCAAAAAGUCGGGAAAACCGACAUAUAUCGCGACGGAAGCCGCGAAAACAGAAUGUGAUCAUUCUAAACAUUUAUCUAAUCGAGUGAAAGCAUAUAAUAAACUUAUUCAAGAAAGCCGGGAAAAUUAUAUCCGAAACCCCAAUAUCACGAAACCUCGAAGAAGGAUCAUACUAUCAGGAGCAAUAAAAUCUGUGAGUACUGAGAGCCUAUCUAGUAACCUGGGAGAAAAUACCAAAACUCCAGGUGAAUCCACGCCAAAAUUUUCAAGCUUGAAAAGUAUGGAGAAAACUAAUAGACGGCUAAGCUCCAGCCAAACAGUACACCCCAACACAGACAAACAAACACAAAUAAAUCAAGCACAACACAGUGCCGCUCGUGAAGAAUGUAGCUCAAAAUCUGAUACCCAGGAAAGUAUGCAGAAAGCGCCAAGCGCCGAGCAAACACAAGAAAGUAAGGAGAAUGCUUUCUACUUACUUUCCCAAGCCGAUGAAAUGGACAAAACAAAAGUCAACGAAGACGUUGAAAUGACCGAUAAUAUGUCAGACCACAGUCAAAACGGCCGAAAUAGUGCCCACACUGACGAAAAUGCUGAUCUAAGCGACCCAAAAGGCCCAAAAACCGACUCCGAGGAAAGUUCGGAGAAUAGCUAUGCCGACCGAUACAGCAGUAGCGACCACGAUACAAAACGGUCCCGUAGAUAUCUGCAAAGUACGGAGAAAGAAGACAGCCAAACGUCGGACAACAGACUCUCAGAAAGUAUGGAGAACAGAGUAUGGGAAAGUAUGGAGAACAGCAAACACUGGGAAAGUAUGGAGAAAAGUAAUUUGGAAAGUAUGGAGAAUACUAACAGGCUACAAAGUAUGGAGAAAGACAAAAAUCUACAAAGUAUGGAGAAAGCCAAAAAUCUACAAAGUUUGGAGAAAAAUAAAAACUCCGACGAAACCCCUGUAAACAAAAGGAGGAACGAAAUAGACAACUUCGUAUCCGAAUAUAUUUCCAUACCUGCCGCAGAAGGGUUGAAAAUAACAAUUAAACAAAGCGAUGUACCGCAGGCACUAAAAAGAAACAUCAUGGACUUCAACAGCGACUCGGAAAGUGCAGAGCGAACCCCUCUGCUCAAACAGAACAUUAUCGUUCCCCUAAUUCAUAACCCACCCCCACAACCUAAGGAAAUGAGCUUACCGGAUGGUAGAACACAACCCCUACCCAGUAAACAAGUGGCUUACAAACCAAAACCUAAACCGGACCCAAAGCCCGAAGAUAAACGGAAACCGAAUGAGGAAAUCAUUAACACCUCACCCAAUAGUACCUUCCCAUUACAAAGGGCGAAGAAAACACGCAAACCUACAGAAGACACAGACAUGAUCGAAACUUACCCUCAAACGCAACCCAUGGAUACGCACGAUGCAAAUAACGAGUUCAUCUCGCCCCCGAAAAUCAGCGGACAUCUAAAGCGUGUUAUGAAACAAAAAGUUAUCGCAUCCCUACCAAAACCUGUAGAAACUAAGAACAGAUUUCAGGUUCUCACAGAGAGCGAAGAGGAAGACGAACAAAUUAUGGAAGAAAGAUUAAAAGCCAGAAAAGAGAGGCGAGAGAAGGCUGAAAAUUAUAAAAAAUCAUUGGCAGAGAAGCCAACAGUAAAACCUCCCUCCAAAGAUAAAAACGAACCCCCACAAAAGAAAAAAUCGGCUAUGCCACCUAUAGUGCUCGAGGGAGUACCUGAAGACCACAAAGGGUUGACAGGGGUACUUAGAGAGAUCAUAAAGGGUAAUUUCAACGUGAAAUAUACGAAUAAUUCCACCAUAGUAUUCACCGAAGAUAAAAGUGACUAUGACAGAAUACUUGAAAAUAUAAAAACCGAAGAGAUGGCGUUCCACACCUAUACUAGUAAAAGUGAUAAGUCCCAUGCAUUCGUCCUGCGCGGACUAGGGGACGGAACCAAAAUAGAGGAUCUAGAAGAAGAUCUAAUGAUCAACUACGAGAUCAAAACAAGAGCAAUUUACAGGAUGACUACGCGAAACAGACCCCUAUACCUGGUGGUGACAGACCCGUCUAUCACUAUGGAAUAUCUCAACCGUAACGUCAAAGUGGUACUAUACACCAGAAUUACGUGGGAAUUGAGACGAUCUACCAAACUUAUCAUCCAAUGCCACAACUGCCAGGCGUGGGGGCAUGCCACGUCGAAUUGUGGACGUCUACCAAAUUGCCUAAAGUGUGCCGCAGGUCACCACACUAAGACCUGCUUAAAGUCCAGAGACACACCCGCCACAUGUGUGAAUUGUGGCGGCGACCACCCAGCCAAUUUUACCAAAUGUAAAUCCUAUCUAGACAGGGUGGCUAGAUUAGAAGAAAGAAAGAUGACAACAAACAACAAAAAGAGCUACAAACCCGCUCCCCUACCAACACAUAAUAGGUGGGAAAGCAGAAAGGAAGCCACAAAAUCUUCAAAAUAUAAUACAGAGUUCCCUCUCUUACCGGGCAAUCGUGAUGUAGAGUUCCCUCUCUUGCCGGGCAAUCGUGAUGUACCACAACAAGAACAAAGAAGACAACCCAGCAGACCCACACAGCAAACUCAGGGAGGUAUGGACGACAUAUUCGCCCUCAAUCAUGAAAUGCAAGAAUUAAAUUCUUUAGUUAACAUCGCCGAACUAACCCGCGCGGUAAGGGAGCUUAAUUCUAAACUGAGGGAAUGCCGCAGCGAAUCACAAAUUUUUCUAACAUACAAUAGUUUCAUGUCAAACCUAAACUCAUACAGCUUCAGGAACUGAAUUCGCUGCGGUUUACCGAGACAAAUACAAAAUCUGUUUUUACAAUGUAAACGGGCUGCUAAACAAGAUUCAUCUUGUAAGCAACUUCAUAUAUAAACAUAAAUUUGACAUUAUAGUACUAACGGAAACACAUUUGAAACCAAUUCACAAAAUAAAAGUGCGUGACUACGACAUACACAGGCAGGAUAGGCCAGACGAAACCGGAGGGGGCGUGGCUCUCAUUAUUAAACGAACCAUUCAGCAUACAGCUGCCUCGAACGUUAAUUCAAUCAUUGAACACGCGAUAAUUAAAAUUGGGGAUAUCACGGUGAUAGGGGUAUACAAUAAACCACUCAAUCACUUUAAUAAUAUUGAUCUUUAUAACCUGAUGGCCGCUGGGGAGAAAGUAAUAGCAAUGGGGGAUUGGAACGCCAAAAAUAAAGAGUGGGACGCAAACUGCUCAAAAAAUAAUAAAAACGGCAACACCCUCAGCGAAUUUGCCGACACACAUGAUUGCCUUAUUCACUAUACCGAUGAACCAACGUUCUACCCCUUUAGUGGACAAACACCUAGUACUUUGGACAUUGCUUUGACAAAAAACAUUGACAGCAUACAUAACAUAACAACAAUAACAACACUAAACUCGGACCACGACCCAGUUUACUUAGAAAUCAGGACGAAAAAGAACAUACAGAGACAAGACGGACAAUACUACGACCACAAAACAACAAACUGGGUAAAAUACAGGGAAAUCAUAGACAAAAACAUAGUAAUUAACAACAACAUUACGACUACUGACGAACUUGACAAUGAAGUAGACAAACUAACAAAAAUCAUAAUUAAAGCAAGGGAUGCUACAACAAAAAUCAAAAAAGUCAAACUACACCACGAAAACAUAACUACAGAAAUACAGGACAUGAUCAAUACAAAGAACUACAUACGCAGACGUUGGCAACAGUAUAGACAAAGUGAUGACAGAAUUAGACUAUUUGACAUUUCCAAAACAAUCAACGCUGCAUUACGAGACUUAAAAAACAAAAAAUGGGCCGACAUAUUACGAGAACUUACACCACAAGACAACUCAGUGUGGAAAGUUGCAAAACGGUAUAAGAAACCGGUUGUGCAGCUUCCCACACUCGAGGACAAUAACGCACAAUACAUAACGGACACACAAAAAGGGGUAGCGUUUGGAACGUAUUUCGAAAACAAUUUUAAAAACAAUAAUGCAAAUAAUCCAGAGCAACAAAAUAUAGAGGACAUAGUAGAGGACAUUAAGCUCCUCCCCAGAGCAAACGUACCGGCAAAUCAGAGGGUUACGCCGAACGAGGUAAAAGCGGUAAUUAGUAAACUAAAAAAUAGGAAGGCACCGGGUCCAGACGGGAUAUCUGGACUCAUGCUUAAAAAUAUUACCAAAAAAGCGGUCGUACAGCUGCACCACAUCAUAAAUGCACUAUUUAAAUUGCAGCACUACCCUAAACAAUUAAAGGUCGCAAAUAUCAUACCGAUCAAAAAGCCCGGGAAAGCCGCGAAAAAUAUUGAGAGCUACCGUCCCAUAUCCCUUCUUAACUCACUGACGAAGACAAUAGACAUGAUAAUAUUAAACAAAUUACGCGUAAUUGAAAACGACAAACAAAUAAUUCCACAGGAACAGUACGGUUUCCGCGAAGGACACGGUACGGUUGCACAAGUGAUCAGAAUUGCCCAUCAGGCAAAAGAAGCCUUUAAUAAUCAAAAAGUAACCGUACUGGUCGCCUUAGACACAGAGAAGGCCUUCGAUACCGUCUGGACCUGUGGACUUAUCUACAAAAUGUUUAUAAAUGAAUUUCCUGUUUAUAUUGUAAAAACGAUUCAAUCAUACCUACAGGACAGAACAUUCAACAUUAAAAUCAACGAUACAAUCACAGGACCAUUCAAUGCAAUGGCGGGGGUACCUCAGGGUUCAUUACUUUCGCCGCAUCUGUACACGAUUAUGACCCAUGAUAUGCCCAUGGGUUACUAAUGGUGUACAGACGGCACUGUACGCUGACGAUACCUGUGUGUACAAAACUUCGGAGCUGGCUGAAGUCGCGAACAGGAGGCUUGAUAUACACAUAAACAGAACGCUAAUUCCUUAUCUGGACGCCAACAAGAUGAGAUUGAAUGCUGCGAAAUCCGAAAGCCUGAUGCUCACGAAAAAGCGUACAGGAAGAUCGCGAUUAAUACAUAAUAAGCUUAAGAUCGGAGAUCAGGUAAUCGAAUCUCAGCAUUCAAUUAAAUAUCUAGGUGUGCGUCUGGAUAGGGAAUUGACAUUCCAAAAACAUAUAGAGGAUAGGGUGGCAAAAGCCAAUACUGCCAUAAGAACUUUGUACCCACUAUUUAGACGGGGUAACCACCUAAGUCGCGACAAUAAAAUUUUGCUAUAUAGACAAGUAAUAAGGCCAAUAUUGACUUAUGGGUGCCAAGCCUUCUGUUCCAUGACAGAAAGUCACUUCAAUAAGCUCCAGGUAGUACAGAACAGUUGUCUGAGGCGGUCCUUGGGGUGGCUCCGUUAUUCCAGGAUAACGGACAUGCACAGAGAGACAUCCAUGCCAACUAUUAGAGAAUACAUCUUAAAAAUCUCAGAGAGAUUCUACAAAAAUAGUCUUCCUCCAAACAUAAAGGAAGACAUACUUAAUAUCAACGAGGCAAACAGCGCGCAUAGGAAGCAUGGAUGUCUCCACAAAGCACUGACAAUAUACAGACAAGUUUGAGACGUAAUACACACACAAACAUAUACAGACUUUGCCCUGCGA
This is a messenger RNA of Psylliodes chrysocephalus, 7078 nucleotides long. NCBI's taxonomy places the organism in Eukaryota, Metazoa, Arthropoda, Insecta, Coleoptera, Chrysomelidae. The record is from the annotation of a GenBank genome assembly.